GCUAUUUAAGGGCUGCGCGCCGAGAACGGAGCGUCAUUUGGUUUCGCUUGUGAACCAAGUUCUUUACUACACUACUCUCAAUCAUCAUGUCUGGACGCGGCAAAGGCGGUGGCAAGGUCAAGGGCAAGUCAAAGACCCGCUCCAACAGGGCCGGACUCCAGUUCCCCGUGGGCCGCAUCCACCGACUGCUGAGGAAGGGCAACUACGCAGAGCGCGUGGGAGCCGGUGCGCCGGUCUACCUGGCCGCCGUGAUGGAGUACUUGGCCGCUGAGGUGCUCGAGUUGGCCGGCAACGCCGCCCGCGACAACAAGAAGACGAGGAUCAUCCCCCGGCACCUCCAGCUGGCCAUCCGCAACGACGAGGAGCUGAACAAGCUCCUCUCCGGAGUCACGAUCGCCCAGGGUGGUGUGCUGCCCAACAUCCAGGCGGUUCUUUUGCCCAAGAAGACUGAGAAGAGCUCAUAAGUUCUUUCUUUUUUUGCUCGAACCUUACAAACAAUCGGCCCUUUUCAGGGCCAACAGAUUAUUAUAACGUACGCAAUGAACUGUACAUAUAUUG
Nasonia vitripennis (jewel wasp) is the source of this 558-nucleotide messenger RNA. Its product is annotated as histone H2A-like. Gene Ontology annotation, cellular component: nucleosome. The transcript has a single exon. The record is from RefSeq and is a predicted model, not a curated record. Gene Ontology annotation, molecular function: protein heterodimerization activity; structural constituent of chromatin; DNA binding. NCBI's taxonomy places the organism in Eukaryota, Metazoa, Arthropoda, Insecta, Hymenoptera, Pteromalidae. Bases 87 to 464 code for a protein of 125 amino acids.